Molecule: messenger RNA, 1232 nt
Organism: Rubroshorea leprosula
Lineage: Eukaryota; Viridiplantae; Streptophyta; Magnoliopsida; Malvales; Dipterocarpaceae
Source: the annotation of a GenBank genome assembly
GUCGGUGAACCACUAAGAUCUUACCGCGUUGAGAUCAGCACAGUCUAAUCUGAGGUGGGGUUUUGCAUUUGCUUUACCGGAGCAGAGCUGAGCUACAUUAUCGGAGGAGAAGACCGAGGAGCAGAGAGAGAGGGAGAGGAGGGAAAUGGGUCUGCUCACGAACAAAGUAGAGAGGGAUGAGAUCAAGCCGGGAGAUCAUAUUUACACCUACAGAGUUGCCUUCACCUACUCUCACCAUGGUAUCUAUGUUGGAGGAAGCAAGGUAGUUCACUUCAAACCAGAGACAAAAUUAGAUUCUAGCAUGGAGUCAUCUUCAGAUCUAGACAAUUCAAUAUCAAGCCUCCAAUUGUCUUGUCCAACUUUUCCUGAUUGUGGAUUCCAGAAGCCAGAUAGUGGAGUAGUGCUUUCAUGCUUGGAUUGCUUCCUUAGAAAUGGAUCCCUGUACUGCUUUGAAUAUGGGGUGAGCCCAACAGUUUUCCUUGCCAAAGUACGUGGAGGCACAUGCACCACUGCAGCAUCUGACCUGCCAGAGACAGUUAUCCACAGGGCUAUGCAUCUUCUUCAAAAUGGAUUUGGAAAUUAUGACAUAUUUCAGAACAACUGUGAGGAUUUUGCUCUAUACUGCAAAACUGGUCUUCUAAUAGUGGACAAGCAAGGGGUUGGAAGAAGUGGCCAAGCUUCUUCUGUAAUUGGUGCCCCCUUGGCUGCCCUUCUCUCUUCACCGUUAAAGUUGCUGAUGCCAAGCCCCGUUGGUGUAGCAACAGUCACUGCUGGAAUGUACUGCAUGAGUAGAUAUGCAACUGACAUAGGUGUUCGAAGUGAUGUGAUCAAGGUAGCAGUGGAGGACUUGGCUAUGAACCGUGGGUGGGCAGGUCAUCUUCUGGAAGCACCAGAGGAAAAUGAGGCUGAGGCUUCCAACAAACAAAUUGCGAUUAGGAGGUGACCUGGAUUUCAUCCUUAUGCUUUGAAAGCUGCAUACAUAGAUCAUUUAUCAGGUUCUUAAGCAUUUCUUCUGAACUUACGAUUUCAUUAUCCACCUAUAUAAAUUUAGCUUUUCUGAACUGCAUUCUACCUGUUGAAGUUGUGUAUUUAGAUGGAACCUUUAACUUCAAUUGUGGAAUUUGCUUGUCUAUUGUUGUGCAUCAUCAAUUUCUUGAAAUAUGAUUUGAUAACUUCUAGUUGUCUCUAUCAAAGUAAUUGUUGAAGUAGAAAUAUAAACGUGGUCUAGUUUC